CCGUCUCCGCUCGGUGCUCUACACAGUAUGGCCGGCGAUAUUAGCUAGCACUCGCUAACGGUAUUCUCUGCUAAAGGGAAGACGGUAACUCAAGAAAAUCAACACCAGGAUUGCUUAAAGGACUGUACCUCAAUAAAUUAUACCUGAUCGAAGAAGGAUUAAUCGAGUUGUACGCGCUACAACAGGAGCUUAGUGUUUUUUGUUGGGUGUGUUGUCUCAUGAUGGAGGAUAACGGUGCACAUUUCUUCGAGGGGACAGAGAAGCUGCUGGAGGUGUGGUUCUCCCGGCAGGACGAGACCAAAGGGACCGGGGACCUCCGGACCAUCCCCAGGUUUGAGUGGGACAAACUUUUGGAGAAUGUGCAUUGUUUGAUCAUAAGUGUGACAAAGUCUGACAGGCAGGAAGCUUAUAUACUCAGUGAGAGUAGCAUGUUUGUCUCCAAGAGACGUUUCAUUUUGAAGACAUGCGGAACCACCCUCUUACUGCAAGCACUGGUGCCUCUGCUGGAACUUGCCAGGGAGUACUGCGGUUUUGAUGCCAUCGAGAAUUUCUUCUACUCCCGCAAGAAUUUUAUGAAGCCAACCCAUCAAGAGUUCCCUCAUCGAAACUUCCAGGAGGAAGUGGACUUUCUCAGCCAGAUUUUCCCAAAUGGUGCAGCCUACUGUAUGGGACGUUUGAACUCUGACUGCUGGUACCUGUUUACUCUGGACCUACCUGAGUACUGGGAGAACAAGCAUGCAGAUCAGACGCUGGAAGUUCUGAUGAGUGACCUCGAUCCAGCCAUUAUGGACCAGUUCUAUAUGAAAGAUGGUGUUUCUGCAAGUGAUGUCACUCGUAUGAGUGGAAUACGUGACCUGAUACCAGGUUCUGUGAUCGAUGCCACAAUGUUCAACCCGUGUGGAUACUCAAUGAAUGGAAUGAAGACUGACGGAACCUACUGGACCAUCCACAUCACCCCGGAGCCCGAGUUCUCCUACGUCAGCUUCGAAACCAACCUUUCCCAGACGUCUUACGAUGAUCUGAUCAGUAAGGUGGUGGAGGUGUUCAAGCCAGGAAAAUUUGUGACUACGCUUUUUGUAAAUCAGAGCUCCAAAUGUCGCAGCGUCUUCUCUCCUCCCCAGAAGCUGGAGGGCUACAAGCGCCUCGACCGCCAGUUGGCUCAAUUCAACGACUACAACUUUGUCUUUACAAGCUACGCUAAGAGUCGCCAGCAGAACCAGGAGAGUUGAGGGUUGAGGAUGAAGAAGAGGCGUAAAAAGAAAGGCAGCGGCUCGGGGCUCCGCCCACCAGUAGAGAGCUCCUCCUCCUCCCCCCUCCUCAUCCUCCGCCCCCCCUCCUGCUGCCCCCGCGGUGCGGCCGCGGCGGCGAGCCCUACUUUAACCUCCAGUUUGAGUUGUUUGCAUUGUUGUACCUGUGACUUAGAUCUCUUGCAUGAAAGCUCUUUUCUCUGUUUCGAUAUUCUAGCUCACUCUUGCUGUGAUCUUGAAGUGCAUGUAGAGGAAUUAAACCGGCUCAGUUUGAGGCGCUCCACCUGUAACCAUGGCAACGGGCCCUUCCUGCAGGUCUCCCCCCUCAUCCCCCACAGACAAGGCUUCCGCCCACACUAGGCCAGAGCCCUGACAUGCUCACACCAGUCUGCCUCUUCACUGGGACUCCACCAGUCCACUUCAAAUUAAACACCUACCCAGUUAGCUGUCCAAUUAGGAAAUUGGUAUUUCUGAAUCACUACCAAUGUUUGAGUGCACUUUAAUACUGUUUACUCACGGUACGAAGAGAAGGCCAACCUCGUCUAAAGUCUGAUUGAAUGUAUAAGUCCCGGUAAGCUUUUGGCCGUUCUAGUCGUCGUCUCAUUGUCAGGACAUAUUUGAUUUCCUUUGAACAUGAAUGCCAUACUUGCUGUUUAAUGUUGCACUAUUGGAUCAAAGGUCUGCAGCUGAUUGGUUGGUCAGGGUGACCUGCACUAAAAACAAAAGACUUCCUGCUUUGCUGGGCCAUGAAGCUGAUCCCACCAGCAUUCCUCCACUCCUGCUCCUCCACUCGGACAAUCAUGUGGUUGUGUGUUUCCCUAAAGAGAGACGGGCUUUUAAAGUUUACGCCUGGAAAAUGGAUCUGUAUGAAUCAUUUAAGACAUCGAACAUACGCACUUUCUUUCCGCCAGGCUUUUUUUUUUUUUUUUUGUGUACAGCAUGCUGUAUGUAUAGAAGCCUCUGGGUCUAGUUAGUAGAAUCAGCACUCGAGUUCUCACAUUCACACGAAGAGGUUCAAAGGAAACCUGAAUGUAGCACGGCCGUCUCAAUGCUCACCUCUAGAGAAAAGCCUGGACCGCUUAGAGCUGAAUGUACCACACACACACACACACACACAACCACACACACAGACACACAAUGCCCUCUGCCGCCCAGCCAUUGUGCAGCUAUUGUCCGGCGGCGGCAGGUCUCCACCAGAGUCAGACCGUCAGCUGGCCCCAGAACCGUGACGGCCCGUCGGCCCUCCUGGCCGCGCCGCUCUGAAUGGGAAAUAAUGAAUCAGACACUUUUUGCUUAGUUGCCCAGCAAAGCAUUUUUCUUUUUCCCACAUAAUAUCCAUCCUCUCUCUGUCUCUUUCCGCCCCAUACAGAAAUCUGUCGGCUCACAAUAGAGGCGAACCGGUCUGAGCAUGCCAGGGUGAUCCCGGAUCAUUCCACAUGUCACCGCUGCAUAAACUGCCAUUUAUUAAAUUUAUUGUGCCCAGACAUUUUUUGCAGUGAAUUGGUCUAAAAUGUGACUCCCCUAGCAGUUUUUUUCUUUUUGUUUGGCUCCCUUUGUUCAUGGAGGGGAGAAUCCUGUGACACUAUGGUGCAUGUGGCUGCUAGUGGCGUGUUGUAGCGUAGCGUCUCUUCCUCCUCGUCAUCGCUCCGUCAGCUUCACCUUCCUCUUCCUCACAGCUCAGCAUGGCCCCAUGUGUUCCAGCUGGGCGGGGCUCUUCCCUCAGGGCUCCAGUUAACUUGUAUUCAUCUGAUUUCAAGUUGAGGAGAAAGUGCUGAAAGCAGGUUCGGGUUCUUGAUUCCUUUUUGAGAACAGUUGUUUCAGUUCUGUGGUGUUCACGACGCUUCUCCUGCCAGAGAUGCAGUUUGAAUGUCAAACAGGAAGUUAACCUGCUUUCAGCAUCAGGAGCAGUUUCAGCCUGUUCUCUGGAUCAUGUGCAAUGAUUGCAUCAGCAGCUAUAGCAUCGUUAGCAUCGUUAGCAUGUGAGCCGGUCGGACCGGUAGAGCAGGAGGAGCAGUAAGAAGAAGCAGUGAAGUUGACUCUUGGAAUAGUUUCCCUCUAGUUCGUCUGUCAGGCUUUUUGGAGUGGUUUCAUUCAGGACCAGUCUCUGCUCUUCAUCUUCAUCACUCUCUGCUCUUCAUCUUCAUCACUCUCUGCUCUUCAUCACUCUCUGCUCUUCAUCACUGUUCCAGCUCCUUUAUAAAGUUUUAAACGGUUCAAACAUACUAAAGUAGUUUAAUGCUAACUGUUCUUGGAUUCAGUACAUUUUAGCCUCGUUGGUGUGGAUCAUUAUGCUAUUUUAUUUUUUUUAUACAGUGAACUCAAAAUGCAUUUUUGCAGUUGAAUGGAAGUAGAAUUUUAUACAAAAGUAUUUUGUAUUUUUGCUGCGGACCAAUCUUCUUUUCUCUUCCCCUUCUUGUCCAGAUGUUUGUUUUUUGUUGUGAAACCAGUUUGUUCUGAAGUUACUGGAUGACCUUUUCAAAGAUGAUGAUGAUGAUGAAAUAAUGUUUUUAGUUUCCGCUCUCCCUUCCUGUGAGUUUCUCCAGAGGAAGGGACAGUGGAGCGUCCCGGGUCUGAGAGGGAAAAGCUGCAGGAGGUUCUGAAGGAGAAACUUUGCUGUUCUAAUUCUUUCUUUUGCUGUUCUUUGGAUGGUCAAGAUGUGCUAAAUAUAUCUGUGCUACGAGCUUGAUGCUUCAAUAAAAAGAUACUUAUCUGUUCAA
Molecule: messenger RNA, 3964 nt
Organism: Centropristis striata (black sea bass)
Lineage: Eukaryota; Metazoa; Chordata; Actinopteri; Perciformes; Serranidae
Gene: amd1
Product: adenosylmethionine decarboxylase 1
Exons: 9
Coding region: 219-1229 (336 amino acids)
Biological process (GO): spermidine biosynthetic process; spermine biosynthetic process
Cellular component (GO): cytosol
Molecular function (GO): adenosylmethionine decarboxylase activity
Source: RefSeq, a predicted model, not a curated record